GCCAUGGCCGGGGCGGGAGGGCGCUGCCUGCUCUCCGUCUCCGCCCUCGGGGAGGGGGAGCGCGGUGCCGGGGCGAGCAGCGGGUGAUGGGGAAGAGGCGAGCGCAGUGCUGAGGUCCUCCGGGGCCGGAUGAGCCGAGGCUUGGCGCCGCGGCGGUGGCGGGGCUGGAGGAGGGGGCGAAGGAGGCUGUAGGGGCGGCCCCGCUCCGGCUGCCCUGAGGGGAAGGAGCCCCCGACCAUGGAAAUCGAGAACAUCGUGGCCAACACGGUGCUGCUGAAAGCCCGGGAGGGCAAACGGAGUGGGCGUAGUAAGAAAUGGAAAGAGAUGCUGAAGUUGCCCCCUGUCAGUCACUGUGAGGGUAUUCGGUGCUCCAUCGAAAGAGACUAUAACCAGCUUUGUGACAAACAGCCAAUAGGAAGACUUCUCUUCAGACAGUUCUGUGAUUCUAGACCAGAUUUGAAAAGAUGCAUUGAAUUUCUGGAUGCAGUGGCAGAAUAUGAGGUAUCUUCAGACGAAAAGCGCAUUGACUGUGGCCUCAAAGUUUUAGAGACAUACUUCACUAAUGGGUCUGCAGCACACUUGCCAGAAAUACCUCAGGAAACAGUAAAUGAAUGUAAGGCAAGACUGGAAAAGAACCCUUCUAAGGAUCUUUUCAUGGACUGUACUAGAAUUGUCCAUGAAUACCUAAGCAAAAGACCUUUUGAAGCUUACCAGGAGAGUGUGUAUUUUUCCCGUUUCUUACAGUGGAAAUGGCUGGAAAAGCAGCCAGUAACCAAACACACGUUUAGGCAUUACCGAGUACUAGGCAAAGGUGGAUUUGGAGAGGUGUGUGCCUGUCAAGUACGGGCAACAGGAAAAAUGUAUGCUUGCAAAAAGCUAGAAAAAAAGAGAAUAAAGAAGAGGAAAGGAGAAUCAAUGGCUCUAAAUGAAAAAAGGAUUCUAGAAAAAGUGAAUAGUAGGUUUGUAGUUAGUUUAUCCUAUACAUACGAGACGAAAGAUGCCCUGUGUUUAGUAUUAACCAUAAUGAAUGGAGGGGACCUGAAGUUUCACAUAUACAACAUGGGAAAUCCUGGCUUUGAUGAAGAAAGGGCUAUUUUCUAUGCUGCAGAACUGUGCUGUGGUCUGGAGGAUUUGCAAAGGGAGAGAAUUGUUUACAGAGACUUGAAGCCUGAGAAUAUACUUCUUGAUGACUGUGGACAUAUCAGGAUUUCAGAUCUUGGAUUAGCUGUGCAGAUUCCCGAAGGUGAAACUGUCCGAGGACGUGUUGGGACUGUUGGUUACAUGGCUCCAGAAGUGCUCAAAAAUGAGAAGUAUACAUUCAGUCCAGAUUGGUGGGGUCUUGGCUGUUUGAUUUAUGAAAUGAUUGAAGGACAGUCUCCAUUCAGGAAGCAUAAGGAAAGAGUUAAACGGGAUGAGAUUGACCGGAGAGUAAAGGAAGACCAGGAAACAUACUCAGACAAGUUUUCAGAGGAGGCAAAAUCCAUCUGCAGGAUGUUACUUGCUAAAAAUCCAGGGGAACGACUGGGUUGCACUGAAGGAGGAGCUGCUGUUGUAAAGCAACAUCCUAUUUUCAAGAACAUCAACUUCAAGAGGCUGGAAGCUAACAUGUUAGAACCUCCAUUCUUGCCAGAUCCACGUGCCGUUUAUUGUAAAGACGUCCUGGACAUUGAGCAGUUCUCAACAGUAAAAGGAGUGAACCUGGAUACCACAGAUGAUGACUUCUAUUCCAAAUUUGUGACGGGUUGUGUCUCAAUCCCUUGGCAAAAUGAGAUGAUUGAAACAGGAUGCUUUGAAGAUAUCAAUGCAUAUGAAACUGAUGGUACUGUGUCACCAGACAGAGAGAAGUCUCCUAAGCCAAAGAGAGGCUUCUUUCACAGACUUUUUAGUGGAGAGGUCUGCUUUAAGUCUGAUUGCAGUGAUGAUGAGCAGGAGUCCUCCAGACUUUAAAUCAUGUUAUCCUCAUCAGAAAGGAUGAGCAAACAUUAAAUGUUUUAUAUCUCUGUAGCAAAUUGUAUUAUAUAUAUUUUUUAUCUGAGUUCAAGGAUUUUUGUACAUUUGUACUUCAUUUGUUUUAAGAUGUAUAUUUUCACUAAAGCUUAAUUGUACAAAAAGCAAUGAGUGCCAUUUGAGUGAGUGUGUUUCUGUAUGUAUUUGAUUUAUCUUGAUUAUUUUUUCCCAGUGGAAUGAAUCUAGAAAUACUAAAAGGAUUUUAAAGCACAGAGAUAGUAUCUAUGGCAUCACUGUAACUUGACUUUAUAUGCUCCUGUUAAAACUCUUCUUCAUCAUUAGGAUCUUUAUUAGCAGUUUUCUUAACAGUAAAAUUGAUGUACUGAUAAAUUUAAUAAUUCUGGUAUUAUCCAGCAGCAUGGCAGUGCUAUUACCUAAUGUAUCUCUCAAGCAACUGCUAAGAGAAAAAAAGGAAUUCAGUGCACUGUGGCCAGCUAUUAGGAAUUGCUCUUUAUUAUCAGGCUCUGUAGAAUCUCUUUCUGUAUUUCUGUAUAAAGAGAACUUUGGACAUUUAGCUUAAUCCUCAAGCUGAAGUAUCCCAUUCUUGUCUUUCCUACCCAUCUUACACAUCCUCUCCACAGAGUUUCUUGGCAUGAACCAUGCAAGUCGACCUAUGCCAAAAUUUUAUAACUAUAUUUAAAAAACUUUGUUGUCUUUACUGAAAGGAUUUCUUUUUACCUGCGGAGACACAGAUUUAUUUUAUUUUCUGUAAAUGGAAUUGUUUUUAACUCCAUGUAGGAUGUUACAGUUUUAUAAUGGGUUAAAAAACAAAGCAUGGGCUCUUCUUACUAAUGUCCUCUCUGCUUAUGUUGUAAUAUGCAAUGUUCUAGGGUUGACAGUGAUCACUGCCACUGGGGGAAGGGCAAGGUAGCAUUAAGUAUUGAAUUUAAUUAUGUAAGUAUUUUUUUAUAGCCUUUUAAAACAGAAACAUUAAAAUAUGUCUUUAACGAUUGCUUAAUACAGAUGUGGAACUGGUAUUGAAGUUUGUUAUGAUUACCUGAUGUCCAUUAGUAAAACUGACAAAAGCUGCUUGAAAACUAGGCAAACUUCCAUUCUUCUGGACUCACUGUAGGUCAGACCCUUUAUUUUGUAAAUUUCUAGUAAAACUAUUCAUCUGGGUAUGAGAUGAAUUUAAAG
Messenger RNA from Onychostruthus taczanowskii (white-rumped snowfinch), 3144 nucleotides. RefSeq names its product G protein-coupled receptor kinase 4 (gene GRK4). The record is from RefSeq and is a predicted model, not a curated record. Gene Ontology annotation, cellular component: cytoplasm. Lineage: Eukaryota; Metazoa; Chordata; Aves; Passeriformes; Passeridae. The transcript has 16 exons. Gene Ontology annotation, molecular function: ATP binding; G protein-coupled receptor kinase activity. Gene Ontology annotation, biological process: protein phosphorylation; regulation of signal transduction; signal transduction. Bases 238 to 1947 code for a protein of 569 amino acids.